This is a messenger RNA of Euleptes europaea (tarantolino), 1386 nucleotides long. It is a transcript of the gene MATN3, whose product is annotated as matrilin 3. NCBI's taxonomy places the organism in Eukaryota, Metazoa, Chordata, Lepidosauria, Squamata, Sphaerodactylidae. The transcript has 8 exons. Gene Ontology annotation, molecular function: calcium ion binding. Bases 1 to 1386 code for a protein of 461 amino acids. The record is from RefSeq and is a predicted model, not a curated record.
AUGCUCUGGCUGGUCAGGACCCUUGGCUGCUGCCUCUGCGUGCUGCUACCUGUAGCCUAUGGGUCUCGGUACCCUUUUGCUAAAUUCCCAUCUGGAAGACGCGCGGAUUCUGUUCCGCGACAGGUCAAAACUUUCCGUAGAACGGCCACCUCUCUGGCUGAUGAGCCCUACUCCCGAGGAACUGACAGCUAUUCUUCAGCCAUCUCCCCUACAGACGAUGUUUGCAGGAGCAGGCCCCUGGAUCUUGUGUUUAUUAUAGACAGCUCCCGCAGUGUUCGACCUGAGGAAUUUGAAAAAGUGAAAAUCUUCUUGGCCAAAAUGAUUGACACCUUGGAUGUGGGCGAGAGAGCCACUCGUGUGGCAGUAGUGAACUACGCCAGCACAGUAAAGGUUGAGUUUAAUCUCCGGACAUAUUUUGACAAAGGUUCCAUGAAGCACGCGGUAUCUCGUAUCAGUCCCUUAACUGCGGGCACCAUGACUGGUCUAGCUAUUCAGGCAGCCAUGGAUGAAGCGUUCACAGAAGAAUCAGGGGCUAGACCCCCUUCCCUCAAUAUUCCCAAGGUGGCAAUCAUUGUGACAGACGGUCGGCCUCAGGAUCAGGUACAGGAGGUGGCAUCCAGGGCGCGGGCUUCUGGAAUUGAGAUCUAUGCCGUUGGGGUUGACCGAGCAGACAUACAGUCCCUGCGACUGAUGGCUAGCGAGCCAGUGGAUGAUCACGUUUCUUAUGUGGAGACUUACGGUGUGAUUGAAAAGCUGGCUUUGAAAUUUAGAGAGACUUUCUGUGCUGUGGAUGCCUGUGCACUCGGAACGCACAACUGUGAGCAGAUCUGUGUGAACAGUGACGGAUCCUGGCGCUGUGACUGCUAUGAAGGGUACACCCUGAAUCCAGAUAAGAGGACAUGCUCAACUAGGGAGACCUGUGCCUCUGGAACUCACAAUUGUGAGCAAAUUUGUGUGAGUACUGACGACUCCUGGCGCUGUGACUGUUAUGAAGGGUACACCCUGAAUCCGGAUAGGAGGACUUGCUCAUCUAGGGAGACCUGUGACUCUGGAACUCAUGACUGUGAGCAAAUCUGUGUGAAUACCGACGACUCCUGGCGAUGUGAUUGCUAUGAAGGGUACACCCUGAAUCAGGAUAGGAGAACCUGUUCAAGUAAGAAACUGGAUGUCUGUGCAUCUGGAACCCAUGACUGCCAACAAAUCUGUGUUCCUAGUGGCGGAUCUCAUUAUUGUGAUUGCUAUGAAGGAUACACCCUGAACGCGGAUAAGAAAACAUGCUCAAGAACAUCAAGAAGUAGUCUUUCUUCUGAGGUAACAGAAGAAGCCUGCAAAUGUGAAGCUUUUGUUAAAUUUCACACGCUGGCCACUUCUCAGAAAAAAAAUUAA